AUGGCUACAGUUUUCGAAAGUUCGUUCUUAUCAAAUAGAGCACAUCGUGUUGAGGAACGAUAUGAAGAAUCGAUAAACACUUUUGGGAAAUGUGACUGCACUAGUUAUAGCUAUCUCGCUUUAAGCGUCAUUUUGUUCAUGAUUGGGACAGCUAUUACUAUUUUUUCUUUGGAUGACAUCGUAGGCGAACACAUAUUUUUUAAACUUGGUCACAUGUGGCUUAUCGGUCCAAUAUUCAUUUGUUCUGGGUUAAUGGUGGCUGUCAAAUGCAUGCUUUACCUUCGGCGAAAGUCUGUUAUACAAAUGAUCUUUCAUCAACGACAAUUAUUCAGAGAAUUAAGCGGUACUCGUGGUAUUGAACGUAUCGAUAUACAAACUCCAGAUCCACCAUCUUACGAAGCAAUCGCUCAAGAAACUUAUAAUGAAUUACCUCCGCCUUCUUAUGCAGAAGCGGUAGCGCUUGUACGCAAGACUAUUGGGAGCAGUAAGAAUCUUUCGUUCUGUUACAAAAAUUUAAUAUUAACACUAUAGCAUUUUUGUUUUUCUUUUGCACUUCAGAUACCAAAUCAAAUAGCGCAACUGUUUCUUGCGAUAACGUCGCUAUUGACCAAAACAUCAGGUGUAAACCUUGA
Molecule: messenger RNA, 632 nt
Organism: Heterotrigona itama
Lineage: Eukaryota; Metazoa; Arthropoda; Insecta; Hymenoptera; Apidae
Source: the annotation of a GenBank genome assembly